This is a messenger RNA of Phodopus roborovskii (desert hamster), 1537 nucleotides long. RefSeq names its product neutrophil cytosolic factor 4 (gene Ncf4). Bases 329 to 1348 code for a protein of 339 amino acids. Gene Ontology annotation, biological process: phagocytosis; respiratory burst; superoxide anion generation. NCBI's taxonomy places the organism in Eukaryota, Metazoa, Chordata, Mammalia, Rodentia, Cricetidae. Gene Ontology annotation, cellular component: NADPH oxidase complex. The transcript is spliced from 10 exons. The record is from RefSeq and is a predicted model, not a curated record. Gene Ontology annotation, molecular function: phosphatidylinositol binding; superoxide-generating NADPH oxidase activator activity; protein binding.
UGAGAGUAUUUCUUUGGUGGGUGGGGCUUAGCACAGAGACAGGCAGUGAGGAAGUCCCUAAAGCUAGUGGCCUCAUGCAAGCCCAGGACCCAAGGGUAGUACUUCCUCAACUGCUAUGCAUCCAGGAAGUGGGUGAGGAGGAUUGUGGGACCAGGCAGCCUGGAGUCUGAAAGAGGUACCUCAGGGAGGGUCCAGAGAGGCUGGGGAGGGAGGGGCCUCCUCAAAGCUUACUCCUGGAGACCUCCAAACCUCAGUGGCUCCCAGAUCCAGACAGGAGGAAGUGAGAGGGCAAGGCCCUCGUCCACCUGCUCUACCGCUACCCACAGCCAUGGCCUUGGCCCAGCAGCUGCGUUCGGAGAGUGACUUUGAGCAGCUUCCUGAUGAUGUGGCCAUCUCAGCCAACAUCGCUGACAUCGAGGAGAAGAGGGGCUUCACCAGUCACUUUGUUUUUGUCAUUGAGGUGAAGACGAAAGGAGGAUCCAAGUACCUCAUCUACCGACGCUACCGUCAGUUCUAUGCCCUGCAGAGCAAACUGGAGGAACGGUUUGGACCAGAGAGCAAGAGCAGCCCAUUUACCUGCAGCCUGCCCACACUGCCAGCCAAAGUCUACGUGGGUGUGAAGCAGGAAAUUGCUGAAACCCGGAUCCCCGCCCUCAAUGCCUACAUGAAGAACCUCCUGAGCCUGCCCGUCUGUGUGCUGAUGGACCCCGAUGUCAGGAUCUUCUUUUAUCAGUCUGCAUAUGAUGCAGAGCAGGUGCCGCAGGCGCUUCGCCGGCUGCGACCGCGCACGCGCAAAAUCAAGGGUGUGUCUCCACAAGGUGCCAUCAUGGACCGCAUGGAAGCUCCAAGAGCAGAGGCCCUGUUUGACUUCACUGGGAACAGCAAACUGGAGCUUAGUUUCAAAGCUGGAGAUGUGAUCUUCCUUCUCAGCAGGAUCAACAAGGACUGGCUGGAGGGCACAUCCCAGGGAGUCACUGGCAUCUUCCCAGGCUCCUUCGUGAAGAUCCUCAAGGACUUCCCGGGGGAAGAAGACACCACCAACUGGCUGCGCUGCUACUACUAUGAAGACACAAUCAAAACCAUCAAGGACAUUGCAGUGGAGGAAGACCUCAACAGCACCCCUCUGUUCAAAGACCUGCUAGCACUCAUGAGGCGUGAGUUCCAGAGAGAGGACAUUGCCCUCAAUUACCAGGAUGCUGAGGGGGACCUUGUUCGUCUACUGUCAGAUGAGGAUGUGGAACUCAUGGUGAGGCAGGCCCAAGGUCUCCCCUCCCAGAACCGCCUCUUCACAUGGAAGCUACAUGUCACCCAGAAGGACAACUAUAAUGUCUACAACACAGUUCCCUGAGUUAUUGGGGUCCCUGUGGCAAGGAGGGGGUACACAGCAAAAGACCUACACCCUCUAAUAACAUGAGCAUCUCAGGGAGGCUGGGAUGAGGUGCAAACCUCCUAGGCCAGUGGCUGGUGUGCCCGCUGGACCAGGAUUCUACUAGAAUUUGGCACCUCUGAGUUAAAUAAACCAUUUUGUCUCAAAGGA